UGUGUUGCUAUUUUGUUUGAGUAAUCUAGCUGCUGACACGAUGACUGUUGGAUCUUGGGAGUGUACGACUAUCAAAUUCGGAGAUGCAGCACACCACGAUAUCCUGGCUUCGGCUGGGCUUGAAAUAACCGUUUUGCUGUCCUCCGCUCUUUGCAUCAGUGGCUUCCUAGGUUCGUGCGAGGGCAUGUGUGGAGCUAUGAUGUGUGUCUACGAGAAAGAAAAUGUAGAGAGAGUCGAAUUGGCAUUCGCAUCAAGCGCAUUGCGCAUUUUUCGAACUUUGGCCCCCUUCCAGGGACCUUGAUUUUUACCCGCUGGCACUGACGUCUUUUCAUUGGUCAGCCGGUUAGCGCGGUCGAUGCUAAUAAUAAAAAAACACACACACAGACAACCAGGCAGAGGGCAGACUCUAGACAGAGGAGUAGGGUACAGGUUCUGCUGCAGACCAGAACAGCUCUACGCAGGGGCGGACCAUGCCAUGUGCGGAAGGUGAGCUGUGCGCUCAACAGGAUAAGACGCCGCAGGCCCCACACGGCUACCCUUGCAAGGGAGGAUGUGGCGGGCGGCUCCACGGCAAUUGCGGCAGCAUGUUUGGCGACAAGGAACAGCACCGCAUCUGCAGUGCGUGCGUCGCCAAGGACGGCAAGCGCAAGGCGCCAGCAGCUGACACCGGUGGAAGGGGACAAUCUAAACGCCCGAAGGUCACGAAUGGGGGGAGUAAGAAGUCUCAGCCUUCUCGUAAGGGGCGUCGUGCGCGGCCGGAUUUGGACGCCAAGCUUGAGAUGCUGAAGCUCAUGGAUGCCAAGGUCACUCAUGAGCAGAUAGCGGACCGCUUCGCGUGCUCGGUACGGCUGGUCCGGGAUGUGAAGAAAGACCGGCAGAAGCCUCCAUUGGAAGCUCAUGCGCAGGCGCACGUACCUUUCCACCUUCGAGGAGCGGAAGACGGCGCGGGGCUCCAGGGCAUGUUCUUCAAGGAUCGACUGUCUGCCAUCAUGUCCGCCAAUGCCGACGGUACUGCGAAGGUCCCAAUGGCCAUCAUCGGGAAGGCGAAGGAACCCCGCUGCUUCAAGGACACGCCUUCGCCUCUGAAGUACUUCUCGCAGGCCAACGCGUGGUCCGACACCGACACCUUCCUCAAGUGGUGGCGUGACGUCUUCCUCCCGUUCGUUCGGCGCUUCACUCACGAACCUGUGCUGCUGCUGAUGGAUGGCUGUUCGUCUCACGGUGAUCUAGUGGAUGAUCGGGGGCAAGUUACCUCCAAGUUCUACCCUCCGCUGUGCACCUCCGUACACCAGCCCAUAGGCAUGGGGAUCAUAGCCAAGACGAAGUGCAACUACAGGAAGGAGCUGCUCGACGUGAAGGUAUCAACCAUGUUGGUGGCUGACACCCUUCGUGCCGAGGCCAAAGCCCGCAACAUGAAGGCCGGGACGAUGGGGCUGACGGAAGGGCACCAACCUCACGUGCGGGAUGCCGCUGAACUCCUCGAGAAAACAUGGGCCAACGUCACGGCCCAGGACAUCGCCAGAUCAUAUAAUUUCGACGGAGUAUUCCACAUCCUGGCCCGGUUCCAGACCGCCGAGCCUGACUUGAAGGCUCUCACGGAGACUGUCAACAAGUUGAGCACGAGCGUGCACGAGGCGCAGCAGCAGGGAUCCCGAAUCGAAGACGAGGACAUCGCCGAACUGUUGGCAGAACUCCGCAUCGAACCCGGAAAGCGGAUCGAGGAGGAAGCGGUGAACGCGAUUCAGGGGUGGGCUACUAUCGAGGACGAUGAUGAAGUCGUUGAGGCUAUCAAGCUGGAUACGGUGGACGACAUGACGGCACAGCUGAAUGGGGUGCAUGUGUCUGCCGGCCGCGAGGAGGAGGACGAACAGGAGGAGGACAGGGGCGAUGAGGACACGGGGCGUGUGCGCCGUGCCCCACCGGCGUAUGGUGAACUGUCGUCUUACUUCGGCGUCCUGGAAGCGGCAGCAGAGGAGAGUGGCAACGGAGUAGCGGCGCUCUAUCUAGCGAAAGCGAAGAUGGCGAUGAUAGUAGCGCAUUCCGCUACGCGGGUGCGCCAGGUGGACAUGAGAGAAUUUGUCGCGACGCAGCGAGGAUGCGGUUUGUGCCGGUCACAGCCUUCUCGAGUGCAUGAUGUGUGUUUCCCUUUCGCCGUCGACUAGUCUUGGUGAGGCACUGCUGUAGCCCGAAAUGCAACGAUCUUAUUUUACAAAAAUCUUGUGGACUCGACAGGGUGAAACCGCAACUGUCGCGGGAAAGAAAGUCUGCCCAGGCCUACACUAGAACUUCACAUUACAGCAGUGUCGAUCCAUUUCGUACUACCG
This is a messenger RNA of Ectocarpus sp. CCAP 1310/34, 2324 nucleotides long. NCBI's taxonomy places the organism in Eukaryota, Phaeophyceae, Ectocarpales, Ectocarpaceae. The record is from the annotation of a GenBank genome assembly.